Drosophila serrata is the source of this 2945-nucleotide messenger RNA. RefSeq names its product poils au dos (gene pad). NCBI's taxonomy places the organism in Eukaryota, Metazoa, Arthropoda, Insecta, Diptera, Drosophilidae. The record is from RefSeq and is a predicted model, not a curated record. Gene Ontology annotation, molecular function: zinc ion binding. Gene Ontology annotation, cellular component: nucleus.
AACAACAAAUAUAUGCAUGUGCAAUAAACCAAACAUAAAUAAUAACAUUUCGCAAAGGAGAGAGCCAGCGCUGUUAAAAUGGCCAAUGCCGCCGCCAACGUGCGGUGCAUAAACUUUUACGAUCUCUGCAGAAUCUGCACCGACAGCAGCGACCAAAAGACGAAUGUCUACUCGCCCGAGGGACGCGCCAAGAACCUCAGCAGCAAGAUUUUCGAGUGCCUCUCGCUGCAGAUCGAUGAGAAGGAUCGCCUGCCCAAGGUGGUCUGCGCCCAGUGCGUGCAGCUGGUGGAACAGAUGCACAGCCUCCGCGCCACUUGCCGCAACUCCCAGACGAUGCUUAACAACUGCCUAAACAUCCGCCCGACACCGAACGGCGACAAGCUAUAUAUUCGGGAUGCCGUCGACGAGUCAGGCAAGAGCCUUAGCGUGGUGCAGGCGGCGUCAUCAAACUCUGGCGGUGCCCAGCAGUCCAGCAAUCUGCUAAGCAGCAUCAUUCAGGCGGUGGGAAUGCAACCACAGCAGCAGUACACGAUCACGCUGGACAAUGGCAUCCAGCAGCAGCAACUGAAUCUGCCAGAAGUUCAGGUCAAAAGCGAAAAGCAGACGGUUUUGGAAGAGUUUAUCCGGUUGAAGCCUGAUAUUAAGAUAACGCCGCUUGGCAAGAAGGACACCAACAGCAAUACCGCUAAGCCCCAGCAAGUAAUCUCUCAACCGCCACCUCUUCAGCCGCAGACAGUGACCACCGGACCACUAAACACGCCACAACUUCAGUUACAGACGCAAAUUGGAGAUCAACUACAACCCCUCUGGCAGCAGAUCCAACAGUUGCAACUGCAGCAGCAGCUCCAGCAACUUACCAACCAGCUUCAGGCCACCACCCAGUUUACCGCCGCUGCGACGGAAGACUCGUCAAGUCCCGGCGACAGUAAGAAACCGAAACUGAACUUCGUGCUAUCCGGUCCGACGGCGCCACAGUUCACCACCUCCCUGCCACAGUUUGGAACGAAUCAGCCGCAGAUUCAGCUGCAGUUAAUGCCCGGCGGAGCAGGAGUAACGAGUGCCAACACCGCAUCCUCACAGCCGCAGUUCAAUGCUGCCGCAUUGCUCUCCAGUUUGGCAGCUCCACAGCCAUCAGCUCCAAAUGUAAUGUCGCCCAGCAAAUGCUUUCUGCCCGUCACUAUACGCGACGAAAACUCGGACCAACAGAUCGUGGCACACAUAGACACCAAGAAUUUGAUGCUGCCCACCACCUACCAAGUGCAGAUGAAGCUUCAGCCCCAGCUGGCCACCGCUGACGGGCAGCCAAUCAUGCAGCUGACUCCCACAUCUAUUCCGGCCACCCUGCAGCUAACGCCGCAGACGCUGAGCAGUAGUUCAGGAAACAGUUUCCAAGGCACUUCUACUUCUGUAUCUCAGAACCAAUUUCUCGCGCCUCAGCCUCCUCAACAGCAGCAGCAACAACAACAGCAGCUGGCUCCACUCACCGCCCAGGUGACUUCCCAACAAAUCAUCAGAUCUCCGCAGACCAGCACCACCAGUCCCCAACUGGUGAUUAGGAAUGUGACCACGAUGCCAACGACUCCCACUACACCUACCAACAGCAAUGAAGCUCCUACCUUCAAGACACCUCCCAGGCAAAGGCAGUUGCCAGCGCAAAAGCCGAAAGCGAUUUCUGUUCAGGGACAAUCACCAUCAUCCCCGGCUACCAAUCAGCCAGCAACAGGAACGAAUGUGCCACCCGUCAAUGAAGUCAGACGGUUGGUGACUCCACCAAAGCAGCAGCAGUUGCCGGUAGUGAAGCAACCACAGACAUCAACAUCAACCUCAAAUUCGGCAGCUUUGCAGCGACUCUCCUCGAACACUACUAUUACGAAGGUGACAACUAAGCAGGCUGCUCCAGUGCCAGCCCAGGCUCCAAUUCAAACCACCAACGCACCCGCUAAGCUGCCCCUGCUAAAUAAGCAGAAUAUCACCAUCAGUCGAAUCUCUACGGUAACGGGGGCUAAGCAGCAAAUAAAGCCGCCAAUUCCUGCACCUGGACCUCAACCCAUUCAUGUUACUGUUCCUGCACUUAGUCAAGCGCCGCCUCCGCCGUUGGCAUCCCAGCACAAAAAACCACUGGACCAGGUACAGGAAACCCCGGCGCAAAAGGUGAAAUCAGCGCGGCCGCCAACACAUAAAGCUCAACCCUUGUCCAAUCAAGAUGGACAAAAUACUUCUGGUGAUUCAGGCAGGUCAACUGGCGGCUCCGAGCUCAUCUGUCCCACAUGCAACCGUGAGUUUAAGAAGAAGGAGCAUCUUACCCAGCAUGUUAAGCUGCAUGCCGGUCUGCGACCCUUCAAGUGUUCGGAAGAUGGCUGCGACAAAGCCUUCAGUCGUAAGGAGCACCUGUCCCGACAUUUAAUCUCCCACUCCGGCCAGAAAAUGUACACUUGCGAGGUCUGCAGGAAGCCUUUCUCCCGCAAGGACAACCUCAACAAACACAAGCGGAUUCACACUCAAACGGCCAACGAGACGCUAUAUUGCUGCGAUGUCUGCAACAAGAACUUUGCCACCAAGCUGCACUACGAGAAGCACAGGGAAAUGCACAAAAAGCCACGACCCGAAAAUGCUGCUCCAGCUGCCGCUACUGCUCCCGCGGUAACCUCUGCGCCCACCCAAGUCCGUAGCAAUGGCCAGGUGGCCAAUAAAGCUCAAUAUGAAGUUAAGCAGCGCCCUCUUCAGCAGCAGCAGACGCAAGCGCAGCCACAGGGACAACAGACGCAGAUUAUGCAUGUGGUGACCACCCAGGACCUGGCCGGGAACACCAUAACGAUCACCCAAGCACCCGACUCCAAUAUGCCCGCAUCUCUGGCCAAUUUUGUGCAGCUUGGUUUCCCGCAAUUUCAAAAUGCCAGCACACCAGCCACCAACCAGUUAGUAUGUAAGCUUGCCAAGUAGACUCC